AUGUUGGAUGAACCCUCCCUGUUGUUACCAGCCGAAGCGCUAGAGUUCGAUUUAGAGAAUAUUUUGCAGUAUGCUCGCUUAUUACAAAGCACACCACAAAAAAGCAGAUCAGAAACUACGCGUCUGGAGGCAAAGGCAUUUCCCUUGAUUCGGAGAAAUUUCGUGUCAUCGAUGACUUCACCUGUUACCUUAGAUAGAAACGUGUUACAUCAAUAUGCGGGAUUGGGCUUCGAAUACACCGAUAGUGGUGAGCUACAAUUUCUGACGGAUAAGUUCGAGAUAAAGGCGCCUACCCCAAGAAAUCCAUUAGCUCAAAUUUUCUCAAAAAAUAUUGCAAAAUUCAAACGGAAACUUCUCUUGUCAUUUAGUACCAGUCCUGGGGAUAUUUCCGACGCGUUUGAGAGGCAAUUGCAAUUCAUCACUCAAAAGGUCCAGAGGUGUAAAAAUGUAGAAUUAACCCAAUUGACAUGGAAGCUAACGCUCAAUACAGAGGAACAACUAGUUUCAUCUCAAUUAACAUUUGGCGUAGAUUUGCAGGUUUCACUCUUCCAAUACUUCUCCUAUGACGUUGUGUCUUUGGUUAACGAAAUUCUCGAACCCCUGAUGGCAAUGCUUCCAUCUCCUGGUGAUAAGGUAGAUGAAAUCGAUAGAAAUCGUACGCGAGACCUCCACUUAUUCUACCAAGCUAUGGCAGAGCAUACCAAGUAUCUUCCGGUGCCCACAAACUUAUCGCAUCCAUACCUAACAAUGAAGUUAUAUCCGUUUCAACAAAAAACGGUCAAUUGGCUACUCAAUAGAGAACACACACAGAUUGAAGAAAGAACUAUGGACGUUGUUGAGAUCCCAUUGGUCAACAGCGACCAAUACGACUUGCUUCGAUCUUAUCAAAUGUCGAAUUCAGACAAAUUAGAAACAACAAUUUCUCUGACACUUGAUAAGCUUUGCUUCGGAUGGAAGCGAGUGGUGUUUAACUCGAUUGUCAGUUGGCACAAUAGCUACACAGGCAAUAUCAUGGAAGAGCAGGACAUGGUUGAUUGUCUUUUGGAGUUGCACAAGACCCAAAAUCAAGAUGAACUAGGAGGAUGUGGAUACCUUUGCGAAGAAAUGGGUCUUGGAAAAACUGUGGAAAUAGCUUCUCUUGUGAUGUAUCAUCAACGAUCGGAGACACAGAUCGGAAGUACUAUUCCUUUUCAAAUCAACGAGGAAGGUGAUAUCAGAUCAUUGAAAAAAGCAAAGACAACACUUAUUGCGGCUCCGGAAUCGAUCAUUGGACAAUGGUAUUCUGAAUUAUGCCAGAUUUGUCCACAUCUUCUGGUCACAAUAUACAAGGGCGUUAAUCGCUACCCAGAAUUAAAAAAUAUCCCAAAAUAUAUCGCUGAAUUCCUCCAAAGAUACGAUAUAGUGCUCAUGAACUAUACUGUCAUGUCGCGUGAGUUAAAUUUUGCAGAGUAUUCAUCGCAAAGAGCUUCAACUAGAGGAAGUCGAAAGAGAAGGCACAACGAGACUGAAGAGAGAAAAGAUGAGAAUACAGACGUUUCUGUAUUUCAAGCUCAAUUUGAAGUCCCUGUUGCUGAAGAGGUAGAACAAAUCAUGUUCAAUAAUAAGAAGUAUGAUAAAGCCAAUCUUGCAGACUUAUCGUCUCAGGCUAGAAGAGAAUUUCCGGGCUCAGUGCCUCAUACUAUGUCAUAUGAUUCGCCCCUCAUGAUGUGCCAAUGGUGGAGAGUAGUAUUGGACGAGGUACAAAUGGUAGCUGGAGCUGGCCGCGCGUUUAAAACAGCCUCGAUGAUACCCAGAGUUCACUCUUGGGGUGUUUCUGGAACUCCAUCUCGCCUGGUGUUUGUUCUAGAAUUUUUGAAGGUUGCUCCCUUCAAUUACAGUACAGGUGUUUCGUGCUACAAAAAGCUUGAUGAUGAGGGGGACAAUCGAGAUUUCAUACAAUUGUGGAAAACGAUUGCUUUGAGACACACCAAGGCAAUGGUCCACAAUGACAUAAACUUACCUGCCCAAGACCGAGUGCUUCUAUCAUUGCCAUUUUCUGAUCUUGAGCUAGACACAUACAAAGAUAUUCUCAAUGAUGCAUUAUACCCCAUUAAUUUGCGAGCAGACGAAUUACCAAAAGAUCUACAGCUAUCCGCUGCCAACUGUAGGCACUUACGAUCUUGGCUUCUCAGGAUUAGACAGUUUUGCGCAAAUUCUCAAGUCGGAAAGCUUGAUACAAGCGUUCUGGGAAAAGGAAAGCAAAAGGGAAAACUCAAUUUUUCCAAGGCUUCACAACUAAAGACUCUAGAAGCUGUCCUAGCCGAUGUUGUCUUGAAAGUAAAAGAUGACAUGAUUGAGUACGAAAAGGAAGUCAUUAAUUACAUGUUGCAGAUUUGCCAAAGUCUCGAGAAGGCUUUGUAUCCUGAAAAAGUCAUCGAGAUAUUGGAUUUUCUUCUCAAGGAUGUCUCCUAUUACACUGAGAGCCUUUUGGAUCAAAUAGCUAGUACACGAGGUAAGGCUGCGAAAUUGGGAGGAGAAUUAUCGGCCAUGAGACAAUCAAACAUAAAGGAGUCCGACACUACAGUGGCCUCUGCUGAUGAAAAUGAGUCUGAGUCUGAUGAAGAAUCACAGCCAAUUAAAACCGAAAACAAUUGUUUGGAGGUCUCACAUUUGAAGAGUGAAGUCAUCGAUACUAAUGAUGAUAAUACCGAGGCAAUCGAGGCUCAACUCAGCUUGCUUCAAACCAAGUUAAAGAAUCUCAAAGAUCAGAUCAACGUUAGCAAAAUUAAACUUAGAACCUGGAAGGUGAUAGAGCACAAGUGCUUCUUUUUGCUAGCUUCAGCUCACUUUCAACUUUACGAUGAGGAAUAUCAAGAGAAAAUCAAAAUCCAUCGGGUGGAGAUUCCGUUUGUCAAUGAAAUGCCAGGAAUUUUGUCCCGUAUACACCUCUCCAGUCGGCCACUGUCUAUUCAAUUAAAUGGCUCUACAGAGAUUGUAAAGAGCGAGGAAGAAAACCAAACUGUACCAAAUACAUCUAAUCAUAAGCAUCUCGAAAGCUUUUAUUAUUCAAGCGCCGAGAGUACCAGAAACGAGAUACUAUCACAACCUUUGAGAGAUUUUGAAACCGCCUCGAUGAAACGUCUAGGCAACGUUAAAGAAAUCAACCUGAAGAAUAUGAUAAAUGAUGGGCAUACAAUAUUCCAAAAAUCUUCAAGGCAAUUACUUUUGAGCUACCCUCUCAUCGAAGCAGAUGAUCUCCGGGAAUUAAUUUGGAAGAAUACUGUCAAGGAGAUCGUAGAAAGGUACGUCAAACUAUCACAUAAACUCAAUGAACAAGCGAAGUUCAUAAGUGAAUGUUUGAACAAUCUUCGGGAUUUGCUUAUAUGCCCUUUAUUGUCAAAAGAUGGCACACCAGAUGGUGAUGAAUACGAAAAAUCUAUUGAGAAUCAAGACAAAGCAGCCAUAUUGCUUCUUACUCUUUCUCAAACCCUUAUGGAUCGAGAAAAUGCUUUCUCAGAAUCUCAUAGUCGAACCGUUGCCGUUGGAAAGAAAAGUUCGGCUACUAUUCACGAAGACCAUCAAAUCAAUGAUCAAAAAUACCUCAGAUCUUUACAGAAACAACGUGCGAAUUUGAAUCCCGAGAGUGAGUAUACUGUGGAGGAAAUACUAAGAUCGCUUAAGUACGUGCCCCUAGACGCAUCGUACGGAGCCAUUCCUAUACUUCAAGAGAUCUCAACUCGAUUAAACAAUAUCGCAGAAAACGACAAAAGUUUACAGAAGAUGGUGAUGAAACAACUCAACACAAAUUUCAAUCUUGUUUUCAAUUCUAAAGUUGAAUAUUUCAAGCAACUACAACAAAUUUCCGACACUGUCGAAAAUACCGCCUAUCCAUACGAUGUAAAUGAAAUCGAUGUUGAUAAAUUAACAAAACAUUUGCAUUUUCGUGUCACCCAGCUAAAGGAUUGCCAGAAAAUGCUGAUGAGGUUGGCCUCUCGUCUCAACUACUUGGGAACACUUGUGGAGCAAGAUAAAAAGCUCAACACUGCGAAAGACAAUACCAGAACGGAUCUGAAUACACAGGAAGUACAACACCUGUGUCUGAUUUGUACUGGGGAUAUAAUAGUAGGAUCUCUCACACCCUGCGGACACAGAUUUUGCAAAGCAUGUCUUGGAGAAUGGAUCUCUCGUGCGCCCAAUUGUCCAAUGUGCAAAACUUACAUCGAAAAAGACUUGGUCUAUAACUUCAGUGUUCGUAAAGCUGACCUCACGGCACACAAAGUCGCCAAUCUGCAUGUUGAAAACGGAACGCUGUCUGAGGUGCAAAUGGUAUACAAAAAUCUUGAUCCGAACACCUUGAAGAAGAUUCACAAAAUGAAACUAGAAAAUGCCUAUGGAUCCAAGGUUGAUUUGAUAGUGAAACAGGUUCUAUACUUAAGAAGUGUCGAACCCGAUGUUCAAAUUGUUGUAUUUAGCCAGUGGCAGGACUUGCUUUUUAUUCUCUCGUAUGCAUUUGAUCAAGCACUGAUUUCUUACAUUGUUGCCAAACCGAAUUCAACAAACAGGAAAUCAAAAGCGCCAAGCCCCGCCGAACAAUUUAAAAAGAAAGAGAACGGAAUCACCUGUUUUCUAUUGAAUUCGCAAAUCCAGGCAAGCGGAUUAAAUCUUGUUAAUGCUACCCACAUUUUCCUUUGUGAACCCUUGAUCAAUACGCCAACGGAGCUCCAGGCCAUCUCACGGAUUCAUAGAAUUGGACAAACAAAAGUAACAACUGUAUGGAUGUUCUCGGUGCAGAACACCAUAGAGGAUAACAUUGUUGCACUAGGGACAAAAAAACGAUUGGAAUACCUUGCAGCUAGUGCUAAUGCAGCAAAGAACUUGGACCACCGUACUUUGGGAAUACAGGGUAACAGCGAAGAUCUUCUUUCGUCAGGGAACGCGUUGCUCGCUGCAGAGUCUGAAGCCAUGAGCUAUGGCCCUUCAAACGGACAGGCGACAAAUGACGAUUAUGUUGAGGAUAAAUACAUCUACAACUUGUAUUUUGGAGAUCAUCCUACCGCCAUCACUCUGGAAGACACUCUUCAGGAUAAAUGA
Messenger RNA from Australozyma saopauloensis, 5070 nucleotides. RefSeq names its product DEAD/DEAH box helicase. Gene Ontology annotation, molecular function: ATP binding; metal ion binding; ubiquitin protein ligase activity. The record is from RefSeq and is a predicted model, not a curated record. NCBI's taxonomy places the organism in Eukaryota, Fungi, Ascomycota, Pichiomycetes, Serinales, Metschnikowiaceae. The coding region runs from base 1 to 5070 and encodes 1689 amino acids. Gene Ontology annotation, biological process: protein polyubiquitination; DNA damage response. Gene Ontology annotation, cellular component: nucleus. The transcript has a single exon.